Molecule: messenger RNA, 1494 nt
Organism: Neodiprion fabricii
Lineage: Eukaryota; Metazoa; Arthropoda; Insecta; Hymenoptera; Diprionidae
Product: ADP-ribosylation factor-like protein 3
Exons: 6
Coding region: 619-1176 (185 amino acids)
Biological process (GO): cilium assembly
Cellular component (GO): microtubule cytoskeleton; cytoplasm
Molecular function (GO): GTP binding; GTPase activity
Source: RefSeq, a predicted model, not a curated record
GCGGUCGAACGCUGUGCAAUUUUAAUCUUGCUUGAGCUGCACGUGUCAGUGAAUUUCUGUGUGCAUUUCUACCGAAGUAAGAUUCGUAGUUUUUCAUACGAGGCCGAGAUGUUGAAUGCAGAAAAGUGCGUCGAACACUGUGUUUCGUUUAUUUUUGCCAGUGAAAUGACAAAGUUUUAUUUAGCUCGGUGUAAAACUCGUGUGCAAUCUUUUGAAGUGAAUGUCGGAAGAAUAUUCAAUAGAAUGCAAUAAGUGAAAUGGUGAAUUGAAACUGUGUUGAAUGCAGUAUGAUGAUGCAACGAAGCUUACGAGGAGGCUGUCACACUAGUCGUGUCCCUUGUAUGUUCGAUUGGAUUAAGUCUAGACGGAAUUCGUGUAAUCGAUGGGAACGCGUGGCCUCAGAAAUGAGGGUCAGCUAGUUCGUGCCAAUACCGACAGAUGGCGCGGCGUGUCCCGGUUACCAAUGAUACGGGUCAAAAACAACAGAAGGUUCACUCGGCGUCUACGCAGCGCGUGUAAGAAGCACACGAGCGUAAAAAGUAGCCACGUUCGGAGCACAUAUCGCCGAUUUUUUUUUAUUACGAGUAUUGACUUAACUGAGAGCGAAACUUCGGAGAAAUGUUGACCACAUUUCAGGGGCUGCUGUCCAUCCUGCGUAAGCUGCGAUCGAAUCCGGACAGAGAGUUGAGGCUACUUUUACUGGGUCUUGACAACGCGGGGAAAACAACGCUCCUGAAAUCGUUGGCCAGUGAAGAUAUCACGCAGGUAACGCCAACCCAAGGCUUCAACAUAAAAAGCGUACAGAGCGAAGGGUUCAAGCUAAACGUCUGGGACAUCGGCGGUGCAAAGAAGAUAAGGCCGUACUGGAGAAACUACUUCGAGAACACGGACGUGCUGAUUUACGUCGUGGACAGCGCAGAUAUCAAGCGACUGGAGGAGACGGGGAGGGAAUUGGCCGAGCUUCUGAUGGAGGACAAGCUUCGCAACGUUCCUCUUCUCGUCUAUGCCAACAAACAAGACCUUGCCCAGGCCGUAACUGCAGCUGAGAUCGCCGAAGGACUUGGACUCCACAACAUCAAGGAUCGUGACUGGCAGAUACAAUCUUGCAUCGCGACGGAAGGGAAGGGGGUCAAGGAUGGUUUGGAAUGGGCCUGUAAAAGCAUCAAGAAAAAAUAGUUACCGUUGGGUUAGAAGCUUGGAAGACACCGUUGAAGUAUGCGAUGCGAAUUAGGACCGGGAAAAAAGGAAGCAUAGAAAAUCAAAAAGGAAACUUACAUAUCGAGAGCAACUUUUUGUUUUUCUUAUUCAACAAGAUUUAUGGUUUUUUUUUUUUUUUUUGCGUUACAUUUAUGUCGGGACUUUGUUUAAUAUAUUUACACGUACGUGGUUACACUUAAAUCCGAAAGAUCGAGAUUGGAAAAGAGACAAAGUCAAAAGUGAAUUAGAGUAAGGGUUAUCUGAACACUGAAUCCAACCAUCAACUUACCAAAGAAA